Yarrowia lipolytica CLIB122 is the source of this 378-nucleotide messenger RNA. RefSeq lists its product as uncharacterized. Lineage: Eukaryota; Fungi; Ascomycota; Dipodascomycetes; Dipodascales. The record is from RefSeq and is a predicted model, not a curated record.
AUGGCGCGACUGGCAAGACUGGCUACAGCUCAAGACUACACCGUGGUCGACAUUAGAAACGUGUCGCAGUCUCUUAUUCGGCAGAUGGAGUGGUUGGAACAAGAGAUCCAAGCUUCAGCGAAUCGCGUGGUGCAGCUGGAAGAUAAUGGCGAUGACGAGGCCGAGGGUCCAGCACAAGCUGCGGCACCACAGGUCAACAACGAUGAGCUAAGAGCAGACGUUCAGAAGAAACUGACACCAUUGUGGCAGGGCUCCCUGAAGCUGACUCUGUCUGACUCUAACCAGCAGCUUGUCUACGCCAUCGAGCGGGUACGUGUUGCUCAACUGCACCGUCGGGACAUCAUUGGAGCUAAAGUGAGUAUUUCUUAUUGGUCUUGA